Plasmodium gallinaceum is the source of this 681-nucleotide messenger RNA. RefSeq names its product ubiquitin carboxyl-terminal hydrolase, putative. Gene Ontology annotation, cellular component: cytoplasm. The record is from RefSeq and is a predicted model, not a curated record. NCBI's taxonomy places the organism in Eukaryota, Apicomplexa, Aconoidasida, Haemosporida, Plasmodiidae. The transcript has 9 exons. Gene Ontology annotation, biological process: ubiquitin-dependent protein catabolic process; protein deubiquitination. The coding region runs from base 1 to 681 and encodes 226 amino acids. Gene Ontology annotation, molecular function: cysteine-type deubiquitinase activity.
AUGCUAAAAAAAAAUAUAUGGAUACCUAUAGAAUCAAAUCCAGAUUCUAUGUUUUUAUAUUCUUGUAAACUUGGUCAAUCAAAAUUAAAAUUUUUAGAUAUAUAUGGAUUUCAUAAAGAAUUAUUAGAUAUGAUACCUAAACCAGUUCACGCAAUAAUAUUUUUAUAUCCUCUAAGUGAAAAGCUUAACGGAAAUAAUUCAAACGAUGGGUAUAUAAAAAAAAAUAUUGACAACAUAUGGUUCAUUAAACAAAAUAUUCGUAAUUCUUGCGGUACAAUUGCUCUUUUGCAUUUGCAUAAUAAUUUAAAAAAUAAAUUCUUAUUAGAUAGGGGUUCAAUCGCUGAUAAUUUUUUUAAUAAAGUUAAAGAUAUGACCCCAGAUGAAAGAGCAAAAGAAUUUGAAAACACUAAAAGUUUUGAAUUGUUACAUCAUGAAUUUGCUGGAGAAGAUUUAGGCACAGAAGAAAUUGUUGAUGUUGACACACAUUUCAUUGUGUUUAUAGAAAUAGAUGGCCACGUAGUUGAACUAGAUGGAAGAAAAAACGAACCUAUUAUUCACUGCUUAACUACUCCAGAUAAUUUUUUAUAUGAUGCUGCAAAUAUAAUAAAAAAGAACUUCAUAGACAAAUGUUUUGAUGAUAACAGAUUUUCAGCAUUAGCAGUUGUUUCAAAUACUAAUUAA